ACGAUCUAAAACUCCCUUCUCUCUUUCUUUUCUUUCUCUCCCUCUCUUCUCAGGCGAGUAUGCAAAGCAAGAACAUGAUCGUGGCUUCAUCUCAUCAGCAGCAACAGCAACAGCAACCGCAGCAGCCACAACCGCAACUUAAAUGCCCUCGUUGUGAUUCUUCCAACACAAAGUUCUGUUACUACAACAACUACAGCCUCUCUCAGCCACGGCACUUUUGCAAGGCUUGCAAGAGGUACUGGACGAGAGGUGGGACUCUCAGGAACGUUCCCGUAGGCGGUAGCUACCGGAAGAACAAACGGGUAAAGCGGCCAUCAACCGCAACCGCAACCGCUGCCUCCACCGUCUCCACAACUACUUCUUCAUCCCCUAAUAACCCUCAUCAGAUCUCUCAUUUCUCUUCCAUGAAUCAUCAUCCCUUGUUCUAUGGUUUAUCAGAUCAUAUGAGCAGUUGUAAUAAUCUUCCAAUGAUUCCAAGCCGUUUCAGUGAUUCUUCAAAGACUUCUUCAUCAAGUGGUUUAGAGAGUGAGUUUCUCUCAUCUGGGUUUAGCAGUCUUAGUGCUCUUGGAUUAGGGCAUCCUCAUCAUAUGAGUCAUGACCACACCAUUAAUGGUAGCUUCAUCAACAACUCCACAACAAACAAACCCUUUCUUCUAUCGGGUCUAUUCGGAUCCUCGAUGUCUUCUUCUUCUCCUACUACUCUUCUCCAGCACCCACAUAAACCCAUGAACAAUGGUGGUGACAUGUUGGGACAAUCCCAUCUCCAAACCCUAGCAUCACUUCAAGAUUUUCAUGUUGGAGGUAACAAUGAAGAUAUGAAGUACAAAGAAGGAAAGCUUGAUCAGAUCUCUGGGAACAUCAAUGGGUUCAUGUCAUCAUCAUCUUUGGAUCCUUCAAACUACAACAACAUGUGGAAUAAUGCAAGUGUUGUCAAUGGAGCAUGGCUUGAUCCAACAAAUAAUAACGUUGGAUCCUCCCUCACCUCCUUGAUAUAAACCAAAACUUUGGUUAUAUGAUCUAUAACUAGCUAGGGUUUAUCUUUUUUUCCUUUUUGUUUUGAGAUGAGAGAAGAAGCUUGGAUCAGAGAGAUCUAAUCAGGGGAAAUGUUGAUCUUGGCACUAUAAAGCUCCCUCGGAUCC
This is a messenger RNA of Arabidopsis arenosa, 1139 nucleotides long. The record is from the annotation of a GenBank genome assembly. Lineage: Eukaryota; Viridiplantae; Streptophyta; Magnoliopsida; Brassicales; Brassicaceae.